Messenger RNA from Fonticula alba, 933 nucleotides. RefSeq lists its product as hypothetical. Lineage: Eukaryota; Rotosphaerida; Fonticulaceae. The record is from RefSeq and is a predicted model, not a curated record. Bases 399 to 896 code for a protein of 165 amino acids. The transcript has 3 exons.
CCCGGAGGUCCCUCAGUGCCGCCCUUCGCCGCGGCACCUCCCCCGUCCUGGCACCUGUGUCUCCCGAAAAGGCGGGAUUACCGAAGAGCGAGGCCCCUGACCCUCGCCCGACACCCCGGAUGCUUCUCGCAGCCCCCCCGACGAAGGUCGAUCUCGACGUGCCUCCGCCGCCAUGAAAACAUCUUCCCGCUUGGUCCUACUCCUCCUGGCUGUCGCCGGUUGCAUUCUCUCGGCCGAGGCCGGGUGCUCCACGCGGGAGCUCUCCCGACGCCUUGAGAAGUUCACCAUCGUCUGUGCAAGGACUGCCUCCAAGCUGUGCGGCUCCUCCUGCACCAAGGACUUUUACAAGAUCAGCAACUGCCGCGGCACGCCUCUCUGCAUGACCAACAUGGAGGAGCAUGUCGCGCGCUGCCAGAUGCUCGAGCCCUAUUCCUACGGAGCCACGAUCACCCCCGGCACGGCGCCGUACGAUUGCAAUGACGCCGGGUCGCUCCACGCCCGCGGCCGCCUUCCAAGCAUCCUGGCCUUCAGCCUCAUCCUGGCUCUGCUUGCGAUGUUUGCCGUCUAAGUGUCAGCCCGGCCCGUGUGCCGGGAUUAUGCCAUCUCAGCGCCCCUCUGGCGCCUCACCGAGCGUAGCAUCGCCUUUCCUCGGUUGCAAUGUUGAUCCCCCAGCACGUCCGGAGCCAUUACGAAGGACACCCUCGCUGGGGUGCCUUCCCUGUGCGACCGGUGGGCCGCCCUUCAUUCGGAGUGCCUCCGAGGCGGGACGGCCCCCUCUGCACCCCUCCCACGAAGGGGGCGGGCGUGCGGCGCGAUUUUUUUCCCGCCCCGCCGACCAUGCUGAAGAGCCAAUAUUGCCGGAAUACAAGACCGCCAUCACGCUUGGGUGGGAUUGACUUGUCCGAUCCCCAAACCAUGUGGGUGCCAAGCCCC